This is a messenger RNA of Prunus mume (Japanese apricot), 860 nucleotides long. The record is from RefSeq and is a predicted model, not a curated record. NCBI's taxonomy places the organism in Eukaryota, Viridiplantae, Streptophyta, Magnoliopsida, Rosales, Rosaceae.
ACCUUAGGCCCAUAUAUAUAUGAGAAAUCAAUUUUAGAAAGAGAAAAAACCGAGAGACUGAUAAAAAGGGAAUUUAGGGUUAGGGUUUUGGAAGCUGUUCACUUAAUUGGCUCACUGCAAUGGAGGAGAUUACUGAGGGUGUGAACAACAUCAUCAUCGCAGAUUCACACAAGAAGAACCGAAUUCAGGUCUCGAAUACCAAAAAGCCCCUCUUCUUCUAUGUUAAUCUUGCCAAGAGGUAUAUGCAACAGUACAAUGAGGUGGAGCUCUCUGCUUUAGGAAUGGCUAUUGCCACUGUUGUUACAAUUGCAGAAAUUCUGAAAAACAAUGGGCUGGCCGUUGAGAAAAGUGAGGCUUCCAUCUACUUCUAUAUCUUUCUGCAAAGCUACUAUCAUUAUUCAAUUUAUAUAUUCUUGAAUAUCAAUGCAGAAAUCAUGACAUCAACUGUUGACAUAAAGGAUGAUUCUAGAGGGAGACCAGUCCAGAAAGCCAAGAUUGAGAUCAUACUUGGGAAGUCGGAAAACUUUGAUGAUUUGAUGGCCGCUGCAGCUGAGGAGAGGGAAAUUGCAGGUGCUGAGGAGCCAAGCUGAAAGAAAUUCCUUGUUUGAGGUUCCUCUUAGAGUGUGUUUAGCUUGAAUUAUGUACCCUAAACUUGAUUAUGGUAAUAAAUUUUUUGCAAAAUAUAUUAUCCAAGAAUAGAAUAUGUUAUGGGAAAGGCAUUUGUUGUAUGCUUAUAACUUUUGUCUUCCGUUUUGUCUUAGGAGUGGGUGGGGUGUGGGGCUAUCUGUUUCGUGAAAAAGAUGGGACAUGCCAAGUGUAAUUGACCCUAAAGUUAUUUAAAAGUUUAGAUUAAUUUCCCA